This is a messenger RNA of Cuscuta campestris, 1237 nucleotides long. The record is from the annotation of a GenBank genome assembly. Lineage: Eukaryota; Viridiplantae; Streptophyta; Magnoliopsida; Solanales; Convolvulaceae.
AUCAUACUUGAGAUCAUGUUAGUCCUCACCUAUGAACUAAGUGAAGUUGGCUUUCAUCUAUGCUCUUUAGUGUUUGUGGUGUGAACUCAUCAUAGAAUGUCUUGACAACAUUGAUUGAGAAUACAUUUACGAGCAAGUCAAGCACAUUUAGUCCCUCUUAGGGGUACCCGAAAAUGAUAGCCAGAAGGCUCUACCGUUUGCCUUCGCCUCCCUCCAUCUUCUUCACAAUCGCACACAGAUCCUCAAGCUCCUCUAACCCUUUCCGUGAUGGGUCUUCUUCUUCUUCCUCUUAUUCUUCCACCCACCAUCUCCCCUGUUUCCAAGCGUUGCGGUCGUAUGCUCGCAAUAGAGGCCAUUAUGAUCUAUUCGGGGGUCGUGUGCCUGGGGCCAAAGAAUUUAGGAAGACCUGGGCUAAAGAAAUGGAAGACGAGGAUGGGUGUCUAUGGACGGCAAGCGAGGAUGAGAGCGACCAUGAAAAUGAACCGAGUUCUCUGAAGAAGGAAAUCAGAAAGGCCAAGCAAAGAGCUGUUGAACGCUCGGACCGCAUUGAUGCAGACGACAGUGAUGAGCUGAGGAGUGUGUGGUCUGGCAGUGAUGAUGAGAAGUCACUAUGGACUGGCAGUGAAGGAGAUGAUGAAGAUGACAUUCCCACAGAAGCUUACCCACAUGAGAAGAGCGACGAAUACAUUGAUAAACUUUUUGAGUUUGAUGAAAAACCCAAGUUUCGAAAACUCUCUGAUGCACUGAAAGACGAGGAGGAACCGGACGAGUUAUCACCCGGGAAGAAAGCAAGGAAACUUGCAGUUGAAAAUGCCCUUAAGAAGUUGAAGAAAGGACCCGAUGGUCGAUAUGUAAAUGUGUGGGAGGUCAUGAGUGAUCUGGACAUUCUAAUUGGUGCUUUUGAGAACAUCAUUUCAGGGCCAGAGUAUGCAGAACUCAGGCAGGGAGGACCUAAGAAGCUGAAUAUGCAGUUCUUUAAGGACAUUCAAGCUCGUAUGCGAGACCCAAACUAUAAAUUCUCUCCCGAAAUGAAGUUGAAACCGAAGAGCAAAGUGGUACCAAGGAAGAAGUGGCAGAAGGUUGAAUCUCGGCGUAGGAAAGCACGGAAUCGCUAACUGAGGUGUAGAGCAUUUUGUAGGUUGCAUCAGCAGCUCCAGCUUCCAUGGAAGAAGAGACAGGUGAUGAAACACCACUUGAUGGUGAAGAUGCAGGUGCAGAUGAUGGAGAUCCCAUUGGA